Messenger RNA from Saprolegnia parasitica CBS 223.65, 892 nucleotides. RefSeq lists its product as hypothetical. The record is from RefSeq and is a predicted model, not a curated record. The transcript has a single exon. NCBI's taxonomy places the organism in Eukaryota, Oomycota, Saprolegniomycetes, Saprolegniales, Saprolegniaceae. The annotation marks the transcript as partial. Gene Ontology annotation, molecular function: copper ion binding.
AUGCGUUUGGUCGUCAAGGGCAUGCGCUGCCAGAAGAACUGCGCGACGCGCAUCCAGUCGGCCCUUGAGGCCGUGCCCGGCGUCGCCUCGGCCAGCGUGAGCUUCAAGGACAAGGCGGCGACCGUGCAAUGCGACGCAUCUGUCUCGGCGGUCGAGCUCAUCCACGCCGUGCGCAGCCUCGACGCGGGUGCGACCAAGAGCUUUGACGCGUACAUGGCCGGCGACGACCGCUCGGUGCGCAUCGUCCAACUUGGCGUCGAGGGCAUGAGCUGCCAAAUGAACUGCGCGGCCAAGGUGCAAGCCGCGCUCAGCGAGGCCAACGGCGUGCAAGCGGCCACCGUUGACUUUGAGCACCGGGUCGCGACCAUCACGAUUGCACCGGGCAGUCGCAUCACCGAGACCGACCUCAUUGUGGCGAUCGAGAGCAUCAAGGGCAAAAAGUUCAAGGCGUCCGUGCACGACCCAUCAGCGACUGCGCCGGCUGUCCACGAGACUGCUGCGGCGCCGCCGGCCGUCACGGUCGUCGUCCAUCCGGCCGUCGAGACGGGCGACGUGACGCUGACGGUUGUCGGCAUGACGUGCAACUCGUGCGCCAACUCGGUCGAGACCGCGCUCCGCAGCACGGACGGCGUCCUCUCGGCGGUCGUCAACUUUGCCACCGAGAGCGCGUACGUCAAGUUUGCCAAGGACAAGGUCGGCAUCCGGUCGCUCGUUGAAGUUGUCGAGGCCAUUGGGUACGAAGCGUCGGUCGCGACCGGGGUCGACGACAGCUGCGUCGGCCGAGAACCGGCUCGUCGAGGUCGCGGCGUGGAAGCGCCGGCUGUACCUCUCGCUCUUCUUUACCUUUCCGAUCGUGAUUCUCAUGACGGUGCUCGACAACAUCCCGCAAGUC